Molecule: messenger RNA, 1632 nt
Organism: Telopea speciosissima
Lineage: Eukaryota; Viridiplantae; Streptophyta; Magnoliopsida; Proteales; Proteaceae
Product: probable serine incorporator
Exons: 12
Coding region: 182-1381 (399 amino acids)
Cellular component (GO): membrane
Source: RefSeq, a predicted model, not a curated record
GUGAAUUUCAUAUGGAACGUGUGAAUUUUAUAACAAGUUCAAGUAUUUUCUGUGACUUUCAGUUGCAGAUAAAAGGCAUUCUUGGAUUAAAAUUGGAAUGAGAUAUGUUGGUUCUGUUCAUGGCUGUUUAUAAAACAGCAUUGUCAGUACUGAGGAGAAGGGGAAGAAAUAAAUAAAGGAAAUGGAGACCAGCCGAAGCAAUAGUAGUAGUAGCGAGAGGUUCAAUGAGUUCAUGGAGGACUCUUGUUGCAGCCAAUUCUGCAUGGGACCCAAUCCUUGGAUGGCCCGGUAUGUCUAUGGUCUGAUUUUUCUGAUUACGAACUUGCUGGCGUGGGGGAUAAGAGAUUACGGUCAAAGCGCCUUGACGGAGAUGGAGAGACUCAAAGGAUGCCAAGGUGGCCGCUUCUGCUUGGGUACCGAAGGUGUUCUGCGCAUUAGCCUGGGCUGCUUUAUAUUCUAUUUCAUAAUGUUUCUUUCAACGGCUGGCGCAAAAAAGUUGAACGAGCGUAGAGAUUCAUGGCAUUCGGGUUGGUGGUCUGCCAAGAUUGUUAUGUGGAUUGCAUUGCUAGUGGUCCCAUUUUUUGUUCCCUCGGCAUUUAUUGAACUCUACGGUGAGAUUGCACAUUUCGGCGCUGGGGUCUUUCUCCUGGUUCAACUCAUUAGUGUGAUAAGUUUCAUAAAAUGGCUGAACGACUGCUGCCACUCAGAGAAAAAUGCAGACAGAUGCCGCAUCCAUGUAAUAUUGCUGUCAAGUGCUGCUUACGUUUUUUGCUUCAUUGGGAUCAUCCUGAUGUACAUAUGGUAUGCGCCUCAGCCAUCUUGCCUAGUUAACAUCUUCUUCAUCACCUGGACAUUGGUACUGCUGCAACUCAUGACCUGUGUCUCUAUCCAUCCAAAAGUGAAUGCUGGCUUCUUGACUCCUGGCUUGAUGGGGCUUUAUGUGGUCUUCAUUUGCUGGUGUGCCAUUAGGAGUGAACCAGCCACAGAGAAUUGCAACAAGAGAGCAGAAGUAGCAAAGAGGGCAGACUGGCUUACAAUCAUAAGCUUUAUUAUUGCACUAAUUGCAAUGGUCAUAGCAACAUUUUCAACAGGCAUAGAUUCUAAAGCUUUCCAGUUCAGGAAGGACGAAACAGAAGCUGAAGAUGAUGUUCCAUAUGGCUAUGCAUUCUUUCAUUUUGUUUUUGCCACGGGAGCCAUGUACUUCGCAAUGCUGUUGAUCAGUUGGAAUGCUCAUCACACCAUGAGAAAGUGGACAAUUGAUGUAGGUUGGACCAGUACAUGGGUCAGAAUUGUCAAUGAAUGGCUAGCAGUUUGUGUUUACAUAUGGAUGCUGGUUGCCCCACUGAUAUGGAAGAACAGACGGACCAUGGAAAGUACUUAAGUUGUAAGAAAAUAAAAAAAAAAGUCAUUAUUCUUUCUUUCUUCACACAGAUUCAUCUGAUGUACAGAAACGUCAACUCAAAUAAGCACCUACUCAUUUCCUUGAGGCUGUCAAGAAGUGCCCUCCAUCUGCUGGUACCAGUAAAAAACCAGAUGCUUGCACAAUACUCAGGCCGGCGCAACAGAAGUUAAUUUGUGCUUACUUGUGACUAGUUAUUGACACUGAAAUUGAUAUCUACAGAUUCUUCCAAA